AUGCAAUAAGAAUAGGAAUAUCCUAAAAAAACAGACAUAGCUCCCUAUUUAGCUUCCAAUUGUGUUGGAUAUCACAAGGAAUAUCCAAAAUCUUUGUAUAAGCAAGUGUUUGAGCCUGACAUUAUAAUGAAACCAAAUUAUAAAGCCAUCAAAAUAUUUGAUCCUUAAGAACUUGUUAGACAUUUGCAAAAACAUUUUCCUUUGAUUAGGAAAAACAUACGAUAAUUCGACGAUUAGAUGAAAAAAUUAAAUCAAACAUUUGGACAUAUGAUCGUAAAUGGUUUUCAUAUUGAUGAUUUCUUGAAAAAGUUCUUUUUUGUUUUGGAUAAAAGAUUGCAUAAGUUCUUUGAUCACCUUGAUUAACACGUUUUCAAAUUGGAUGGAAAAUAAGUAUAAGUAUUAAUUCCAGGUGAUUACCGAAUCGGUGACACUAGACAGCACAUUAGAUAAAAAUUAAUAGAUAUGUCAAACGAUCUUGUAACUAAGUUUGCUUCCAGAAAAACUCCACAAGAAUAUGAUAGAGAAGUUAUAAAAAAAAUUGAUCAAAUUUUAAGAGUCUAUGAAUUAUUGAAGUAUGAUUAAGGAUGGCAUUUUAUAAUUAAUAUCACUAAAUUCAAUCUAGAAGAUCUAUUGGAGAGGGUUUGCAAUAAUGAACUCACCUAAUUUUAAAAAAUAGAUGAAUUGAUUGAAUCCAUGUUUCUUAUUUCAAUGAAAUAAAUUAAGGAUGCUACCGAACAUGAAAAUACAAGUCCACUCUUUGUAUUUAAUAAGGAUGUUGUGUUGUCUAAAUUUCAUUAAAUUAUCAAUGAUAGAUCAGAUCCCUAAAUGUCCACUGAUGAUUUGUAUUACGUAAGUAAAACUGUGUGUAUGAGAGAUAGAAGAAUCAUUUACAACGAAUUCUAUAAUCAAAUUAAUAAGGAACUUAAAGAAAUUGCUCCUGAAUAUUUCUAAUUUGCAACAACAGAAAAAAGCGAAUAUUAGAAGAAAAGAGAAGAACUUCAUAAAAAACUAUUAAAAACUUAAAACGAAUGGGAAUCUUUAAAGGAAGAUGAAAAUUACUAUCUAAUUUAAGAGGAUCGAAUCAAUGAAGAGGAUUUAAGAAAGGUUCCCUUGACAAGUGAGCAAUAGUUACAAUAAUUGUAAAAAUUAAACGCCUUUGCAAACAAAGCUUCCAAUCUAUAAUAUGAUGCAGUCACUUUGUUUAAGGAUAUCUUAGAUCAUAAAGAUGAAUCAAAAGUCUAAAUUGAAACCAAACUCCAAGAGGCUUUGGAGAAGGCAAAAUAAUUUUAUACAAAAAUGACACCUGGUAGAACGCCAUCCUCAAAUUAAAUUAAAUAACACGUAGAUAGUCUUUAUAGUGAAUUAACCAACUUAUUAAACUCGGAUAUCAGUAAGUUUUAAGGAUAAAUGUCAUAAACUGAUAAGUCUGUUGAACAAUAACUUUCUAGAAACAAACAAAAUCCUUAUUUAUAAUAAGUAUAAAAAGAACUUCAAAGGUAACAGCAUGUUAGAGAUCAUAUGUAAAAAGAGCAGGAAAAUGAAAUGAAAAGAAGAUCUGAAUUAGUUAAUGCUUAGGCUGAUUUGAUGAUAAGAUAAUAACAAUAGCGAGAGCUCUUUAAAGAAAAUUAAUCAACCAGACCAACUUAACCUGUAAAUACAGGUAAAAUCAUGGAAGGUAGUUCUAUUACAAAUGAACUUUAUUAUGAAAAAGUAGUUGCAAACUAUCAAAAACCUGAGUUAGAAGGAGGUAAAUAUGAAACAAUCAUAAAUAAAAAUAAGGCUCAAAAGCUUCAUAGCUUGGAUAGAGGGGUAUAUGUUGGUUCUACUCCAUAACAUUAUGUCGAUGAAGUUAUGGGAUAACCAUUAGACCCAAUAAAGUUGAGAGAAGAUAAUGAAAGGAGAUAUAACCAACAAAAAAAACCAGAUCCCGGACAAUAAGCACGCAAGGAUCCACCUAGAAAGCCUGAACCUCCUAGAUAAGAACCACCCAAAAAAACUGAUCCUCCUCCUAAAGAAGUCUAAAAACAAGAACCACCUAAAAAGCCUGAUCCUCCUCCUAAGGAAAUCCAAAAACCAGAACCACCUAAAAAGUCUGAACCUCCUCCUAAGGAAAUUCAAAAACCAGAACCACCUAAAAAGUCUGAGCCUCCUCCUAAGGAAAUUCAAAAACAAGAACCACCUAAAAAGCCUGAUCCUCCUCCUAAGGAAAUCUAAAAACCAGAACCACCAAAAAAGCCUGAACCUAAAUAAGAUCCCCCAAAAAAGCCUGAUCCUCCUCAUAAAGAAAUCCAAAAACCAGAACCACCAAAAAAGCCUGAACCUAAAUAAGAUCCCCCAAAAAAGCCUGAUCCUCCUCAAAAAGAAAUCCAAAAACCAGAACCACCAAAAAAGCCUGAACCUAAAUAAGAUCCCCCAAAAAAGCCUGAACCUCCUCAAAAAGAAAUCCAAAAACCGGAACCGCCUAAAAAGCCUGAACCUCCUCAAAAAGAAAUCCAAAAACCAGAACCACCUAAAAAGCCUGAACCUCCUCAAAAAGAAAUCCAAAAACCAGAACCACCUAAAAAGUCUGAACCUCCUCAAAAAGAAAUCCAAAAACCGGAACCGCCUAAAAAGCCUGAACCUCCUCAAAAAGAAAUCCAAAAACCAGAACCACCUAAAAAGUCUGAACCUCCUCCUAAGGAAAUCCAAAAACCAGAACCACCAAAAAAGCCUGAACCUCCUCUUAAAGAUGUCCAAAAAUCUGAACCUCCAAAAAAAACGGACCCUCCUCAAAAAAAACCUGAACCUCAUCCUGAACCUUAAAAAAUAAUGCCAAAUAAUCAGAAAAUGAUCGAUCCUUAUGCAAUUGAUUUUCCAGAUGAUGAUGAUCCUUAUGAUGGUUUUGAUAAUGAACCUAUUACAAAAGGCUAAUAGUUUAUUUAAUAACCACUAUAGAGAGGACUUAAUCAAUAUGAAUAGCCUUUGAAAAAACCUGGUAGCGAUAUUAAUUUCAACUCUGAAGACGAAAAGGAGAAUCCUGAAGAUAUGCUUGGAAUCUAGUAACUUGGCGAUGAAGGUGAGGAGAUUGAUUAGAUUCUUAUAACCCCAGAAAUUUUGCCCUAAAUAAAUAAGUAUACUAAGGGAACAAAAUAUGGAAAAAAUAUGCCAAUUACAAUGUAAGAAUUUAAUUCUUUUGAAUAUGUUAUUUAAUUGUUUGAAGAUUUUAUCAUUUAAGAUGAAGCUUACUUUUUAGAUUUUGAUGAAACAGCAUAGAUAUUGUUCAUUUUUGAAAAAUUUAUUUCUUAAGAAGAAGAUAUUUAAGAUGAUAUUGAAAAAUUAGAAUAGUAUUUAUAGGGCAAGUUUCUUGAAAAAACUGGAAGACCAAACUUUGGUGAAUAAAAAAACUUUUUCCCAUUUGAAGAUAAUCCAUUUUCGUUCUAUUUAGUUGAAAAGGAUCCCCUUUCAAAAUAAUUAAUAUUAUAUUACGAUGAAUAGCCAAAUGAAGAUCAAAUGGGGGAAGAAUUUGGUCAAUUUUUGGGGAUGUUCCAAUAGCUUUUCUCAUGUGAAGAGUUUGAAAUUUCUCAAGUGAUUCUUCCAAUUUAAUCAAAAAACAAACUUGAUUCAUUUGGAGCUGAUGGCAGAUAUAUAAAGUAUAUGAUGACAGUUUUUACAUUGAUUUACGAGCAAUAAACUCUUUAGACUGAAAUAAUUAUUAAUGAUGACACAAUUGCAAGAGCAUUUUGGGCUUUACAUCAAUCGACUGAAUUAUACACACUAUUGCAGGAUAAUGAGGAAGAUGUUAGAGCUACCUUUUUUGAAAUGUUAGAAUAGGCACAAAAAAAUGAUAAAACUGUUUUAAUUGCAACAAUAGAAGAGCUUUACUCAAAAGAAGGACUCGAAAAUUUAUAAAAUCAAGUUUAAGAGAUAUAUGAUAACUUCACAUAAAAUAAGAUUAUAAAAUAAGCUUUUUUCUCAAUAGAUAUUGUGAUUUAAGAAUAACAAUAAAAGUGUUGUAUGUAUGUUCAUCUACAAAAAGUAUCACAACUUAAUUUUCUAAAGAUUUUUACGCUAUAAAGCUAUGGAGAAUUCAAUUAAUAAAUGCUAAACUUUUUAUUGGUAGAUGAUGGCUUAUUUACAUAAAAAGUUUUCAUCGAUUUUCCAAGACAUAACCUCUUUUAAGAAUAUAGCGAAGUUACGCUUGGAGCAUUUUACCAUCUUGUAGUUAAGAAAAAUUUAAAACCCGAAGAAGCUAUGGCUAAUUUAGUUUUUUCACUAGUUCCAUAUAAUCUAAUUUUAAGAAAAUAAGAAUGA
Molecule: messenger RNA, 4290 nt
Organism: Paramecium tetraurelia
Lineage: Eukaryota; Ciliophora; Oligohymenophorea; Peniculida; Parameciidae
Exons: 6
Source: RefSeq, a predicted model, not a curated record